AUGGUGGUUUUCGUCGGCUGCGUAACAUUUAGCGCUUCGGUGCUGACGAUUGGACUUGCGACGUUGGACCGCUACAUAGCUAUCGUCUAUCCGUUUCGCUACAACCAGCUGAUGACUCCUAGAGCAGCGAAACUCAUGGCUAAUGUCGGGUUUCUUUAUGGUGCGAUCGGGCUUGUGGUUGCGAUCACCAUUCUCGUGUUAAAUGCUCUCAUAAUAGUCGUAUACGUCAGGUUCGACUUUCUUAGAACGCAAAGGAACUACUUCAUCAUUAAUCUGGCAUGUGCCGAUACAUUAACAGCGGUCGCAGCUGGAGCAACUGUAUUCCUCAAAGCUUUCGUACACGAGUAUCAUGCGACACAGCUAGCUUGUGGAAUAUUUGUUUUUGUCGUCUACGUCUCAAAUGGUGCAUCAAUUCUGACGAUUGGACUUGCGACGUUGGACCGCUACAUUGCUAUCGUCCAUCCGUUUCGCUACAGCCAGCUGAUGACUCCUAGAGCAGCAAAAUUCAUGUUGCUGUCCGUCUGGCUGUAUACAACUGGGUACGGGUCAAUAGCCGUGGUUCAGGCGAUCAAAAGAUGGCGACCCGGAAUGUUGUGUGUUAUUGAUAUGAUAACCAAUAAAUGGCUGAGCUGGUAUGUUGCUAUCAAUUACGCGGCCGUGUUACUGUUCAUGACGUACGCGUACGUCGUUAUAGGUCGGAUCAUGAUUGACCACAGCCGACGUGUUGCCGCAGCAACUAAUCAAACGCAGCUUCAACAACUGUCUAGCCUCGCUGGAACGUUCAAAGCAGCCAAACUCAUCCUGACUGUCGUUGGCGUGUCCAUCCUACUAAUAAGUCCCAACAUUUUACACACGUUUCUGGCGACGUCUAUUGCAGAAACACGCCCGCGGGCGCUCAACGCACUGCGCCAGAUACGAAUUGCAGCUCUUUUCGUGAACAUGUUUCUGAACCCUAUCAUGUACUUCAUGAAGUAUGACGAGUUUAGGGUGGCAAUAAGGAAGCUUCUAG
Priapulus caudatus is the source of this 1009-nucleotide messenger RNA. Its product is annotated as delta-type opioid receptor-like. Gene Ontology annotation, molecular function: G protein-coupled receptor activity. Gene Ontology annotation, biological process: G protein-coupled receptor signaling pathway. The transcript has 2 exons. Gene Ontology annotation, cellular component: membrane. NCBI's taxonomy places the organism in Eukaryota, Metazoa, Priapulida, Priapulimorpha, Priapulimorphida, Priapulidae. The annotation marks the transcript as partial. The record is from RefSeq and is a predicted model, not a curated record.